Paramuricea clavata is the source of this 725-nucleotide messenger RNA. Lineage: Eukaryota; Metazoa; Cnidaria; Anthozoa; Malacalcyonacea; Plexauridae. The record is from the annotation of a GenBank genome assembly.
AUGGCGGAAAGUAGAAAUUCAAAUGAAUUGAUCGAAGAAGCUUGUAGGAAAUUGUCAGAGAAACUAAACUUCCCGUUCAAAUUAAAAACCGAGCAACGCAAUGCAUUGGAGUCACUGCUUAACGGGAAUGAUGUUCUUGCUGUUUUACCAACGGGAUACGGCAAGAGUCUGAUAUUUCAGUUGUAUAUUUUGGUUGCCCAAAUUGAAACGAUCAAAAGAACUGCUUUAGUUGUUUGCCCUUUACGAAGCAUCAUUGGCGAUCAAAUUGGCGAGGCAAGAGGUUUUGGUAUUUCCGUUGCAUCGCUAGCUGAUCUGUCCGAAGACGAGUUAAAAGCAAGUGAAUUCGAACUUUUAUUUGGUUCAGCUGAGACAGUUUUGGAUAAACGAUUCCUGGAUAUUUUAAAGGACCCCGACGCAUCGUUAAACCGCGUUUUGUCUGUAAUUGUCAUUGACGAAUCUCACACGGUGGAAAUGUGGACAGGACAAAGGUGUCGUUCUCGUAUUAUGAUACGUAAUAUAAUCAGUUUAAUUAAUACCUAAAAAAAAUAAAAAAUUGACAACCUUUGCUUAUGUUAUGUAUUAAUGUAAAUAAUUAUAGAUUUGUGUUAUUAUAUUUGUGAUUUUAUGUAUUUAUAGGUCAAGAGGAAAAAAUCUCAGCACCUCCGGUGGUGGCUUUCGUGAAGCAUUUGGGAAGUUGUCUACCUUACGGUCGUUUUGUAAGCAAG